AUGGCGAAGGGCGUCGGCGGCGGGGAGCCCAUACCGCUGUCGCGGUUCGGCGCGCUGGUGGCCCAGCUGGAGUCCGUGGUGGCAUCGGCCCGGCAGAAGACCCCCGACGCGCUGCUCUGCUUCGACCUCCUCUCCGAGCUCUCCUCCGCCAUCGACGAGGCCCCCAAGGAUACCAUACAACUUUGGCAAAGGAAAUGUGAGGAUGCUCUCCAAUCCUUGCUUGUCCUUGGGGCUCGGCGCCCAGUUCGGCGCUUGGCGUCAUCAGCGAUGGGCCGGAUUAUUGAGAAAGGCGAUGUGAUAUCUGUAUACUCAAGGGCAAGUAACUUGCAGGGGUGGUUGGUUGAUGUGAAAAGGGCGGAGGCCAUUGCAUGUGCAGGUGCAGCACAAUGUCUGGGGGAAAUUUACCGUUUAUUUGGACGCAAGAUUACUGCAGGGCUGAUUGAGACAUCAAGCAUUGUAGCUAAACUCAUGAAGUAUCAUGAGGACUUUGUGAGACAAGAUUCUCUUCUCUUGCUUGAGAAUGCAUUGGAAGGCUCUGGUGGUGGUGGUGCUGCUGCAGCUUAUCAGGAGGCUUUCCGUAUCAUCAUGCGAGGAGGUGUAAGUGAUAAAUCAUUCAUUGUCAGAGUAGCGGCAGCACGGUGCUUGAAGGCAUUUGCUAAUAUUGGUGGGCCUGCGUUGGGGAUGGCUGAAUUCGAUUCUUCCAUGUCUUAUUGUGUGAAGGGUUUGGAAGAUAGUGUAUCUUCAGUUAGAGAUUCAUUUGCCGAAGCACUUGGUGCCAUACUUGCUCUUUCAGUGAACCCAGAUGCCCAGGUGAAGAAAGGUGGGAAAAAACAAACUGCUUCUGCAAAGAAAAUUGAAGAUGGUGUACAGAAGCAUUUGAUUGUGCCAUUUGUGAAAGCAAAUGGAGCUAAUGCAAAGAAACUCCGGAUUGGUUUGGCUUUAUCAUGGGUGUUCUUUCUGCAUAUGAUUCAUAUGAAGUAUGGCACCCCAGAUAGCGAACUUCAAAACUAUGCCAUACAAGCAAUGGAAAUUCUCCAAGGGAAUGAUUCCCCUGAUCCACAUGCACUGGCAUGUGUUCUUUAUGUUCUUCGAGUUGGUGUCGCGGAUCAGAUGAUUGAGCCGACGCAACGUGAAUUUUUGGUAUUUCUGGGAAGAAAGCUGGAGUCUUCGAACUACACAGCUCCGAUGAGAGUGGCAACACUACGCAUUUUGUCUUACCUGUUGAGAAGCGUGGGUGAGGUUCCAGCUGAAUUCAAGGAUGUACUUGAUAACACAGUUGUUGCAGCAUUAUCUCAUUCUUCUGCUCAUGUCCGUGUGGAGGCAGCUUUAACAUUGCGUGCUUUAGCAGAGGUUGAUCCUACUUGUGUAGGUGGUUUAGUUUCAUAUGGUCUUACAACAUUGCAAGCUCUUAGAGAGACUGUAUCAUUUGAUAAGGGCAAAAGUUUGAACCUUGAGCUCGACUCACUACAUGGACAGGCCACUGUGUUAGCUGCUCUUGUUGCAAUAUCGCCAAAGUUGCUUCUUGGUUAUCCUGCGAGGCUGCCCAAGUCUGUACUUGAAUUAUCCAAAAAAAUGCUGAAUGGUUUCAGUCGAAAUCCAGUGGCUGCUAUUGCAGAGCGUGAAGCCGGUUGGUUGCUUUUAGCUUCUCUUCUAGCAUCCAUGCCAAAAGAGGAGCUGGAAGACCAGGUGUUUGAUGUUCUUUUGCUAUGGGCUGGUCCUUUUACUGGAAAUCCUGAAUCUUACCUUCGUCAUAUACAGGAUUGGGCAUCAGAAUUGCGAGCUCUAUCCCUCAUAUCUUCGUUGAGAUCUAAACAAGUGCCCAAUGUAAGGUCUGCGCUGGACCUACUCACAACUAGAACAUUGAUGGCAUAUCGGUCCCUUUCGAAUCCAGUGGUAUAUAAAACCGAGCACCAGCAGAUGCUUCAGCUAUGCUCAAGUCCAUUCAGUGAUCCUUCUGGAUGGGAAGAAAGCUCAUGCUUGAAGUUUUUGUUGGAUAAGAGAGAUGCUUCGCUGGGUCCAUGGAUACCUGGAAGGGAUUCAUUUGAGGAUGAAUUACGUGCUUUUGAUGGUGGUGCUGACGGGUUUCUACCGUGUGUGUGGGAUGAUGAAAUCAGCAACUUCCCUCAGCCAGAGUCAAUUCGCAAAAUGCUUGUCAACCAGAUGCUUCUCUGUUAUGGUUCCAUAUUUGCAUGUCAGGAAAACACUGUCAAGAUAAGCCUCUUGAACAAUCUUGACCAGUGCCUGAAGUCUGGGAAGAAGUACCUGUGGUUUAAGUUUCUCGUUACAAAUGCAUGUGUUGCUCUAUUGUCAGGGUUAAAGGAAUUCCUCACUUUACGUGGUGCUAAAUCAUUGCCAAUUGAUAUAUUAAGUAUGAUCCAGUCCAUAUUCAAGGCCAUUUUAGUAGAGCCUGAAAUUUCUACAGCACAGCGACGAGCAGCAUGCGAGGGUCUCGGUUUAUUAGCACGAGUUGGGAAUGAUAUCUUUACAGCAAGGAUGGCUCGCUCUCUUCUUGGAGAGCUGGUAACAGCAACAGAUCUGGGCUAUACAACUUCGGUUGCAUUUUCACUGGGUUGCAUCCAUCGAAGUGCUGGAGGAAUGGCAUUAUCUACUCUGGUUACCCCAACUGUGAGCUCACUAUCUCAUUUGAGUACAAGCUCUAAUUUCAAUCUGCAGUUGUGGUCACUGCAUGCUCUUCUUUUAACCAUUGAAGCUGCUGGCUUGUCUUAUGUCUCCCAAGUUCAGGGGACACUUUUCCUUGCUAUGGAGAUUCUCCUCUUGGAAGAAAAUGGAUAUGUGGAUCUUCGACAGGGAAUUGGUCAUCUUAUCAAUGCAAUAGUUGCUGUUCUUGGUCCAGAGCUUGCUCCUGGUAGUACAUUCUUUUCGCGUUGCAAGUCUGUCAUUGCAGAGAUAAGUUCCUCAAAUGAAAUGGCUACGCUUUUAGAAUCGGUUAGAUUUGCCCAGCAGCUUGUUCUUUUUGCUCCUCAAGCUGUUCCUGUGCACUUGCAUGUUCAAGGUCUUAUCCCAACGCUUUACUCAAGACAGCCAAGUCUUAGGUAUUUAGCAGUGUCGACACUGCGUCAUCUGAUUGAAAGGGAUCCGGCUGCAAUGAUUGACGAGAAUAUUGAAGAGAAUCUGUUCAGUAUGCUUGAUGAGGAGACAGAUUCUGAAAUAGCGAUGUUGGUUCGUACAACAAUUAUUCGCUUAUUGUAUACAUCAUGUCCACUACGUCCAUCACGGUGGCUGGCAGUUUUACAAAAUAUUGUUCUUGCUACGUCAAUUAGAAGAAACACAGGUGAAGUUCUGUCAAGUUUUGGACAUAAUCCCCCUGAUAGCACAUCUGAGAAUGAUGUGUACUAUGGAGAAGAUGAAGACAACAUGAUUUCCAGCUCAAAGCAGGAGCAAGUCCACUGGGCUGGUUCUAUAUCCAGCCAGUUUCCUCCAAGGAAUAAGCACCUCAGAUAUCGUACCAGGGUUUUCGCUGCAGAAUGUGUUAGCCAUGUACCAAUUGCAGUUGGAGCAGAACCUGCUCAUUUUGACCUCUUGUUGGCAAGGAGCGCAAUAUCUAAAGGGACUUAUCUGUCAAAUGAUUGGCUAGUGCUUAAGCUACAGGAACUGGUCUCACUUUCAUAUCAGAUAUGUACUGGCCAAUUUGAAGGAAUGCAACCAAUAGGCGUGAAGCUUUUGUGUUUGAUAAUGGACAAGUUUGGCAAGGCAGUAGAUCCUGAAUUUCCUGGCCAUAUCUUGUUGGAACAAUUUCAGGCCCAACUUGUUUCUGCUGUUAGAAUGGCUAUAAGCACUGCUUCUGGCCCACUUCUUUUGGAUGCUGGACUUGAACUCGCUACAAGGGUUAUGACGAGCAGCAUAAUUGGUGGGGAUAGAGUAGCUCUUAGUCGUUUGUUUUCUCUGAUAACACGCCCAUUAAGUGACAUAGAGGGCCUAUUUUAUCCAUCUUUUGCUGACUGGGUAGUGUGCAAGAUAAAGGUUCGCCUUCUAACUGCCCAUGCAGCAGUCAAGUGUAACACCUAUCAAUUCUUGAGGAUGAAGGAAAAUGCUCCUAAUGAAUACCAGCAAUUGGUACCUUCACUUGUAAACAGCUCAACUCUAUUAGGAAAAUACUGGAUUCGAGCACUCAAGGAUUAUGUUUCUAUAAGUUUUGGUUUGCACUCAAAAAUCAAUUACAAGCCAUUCCUUGAUGGGAUUCAGUCAUUAUUAGUCUCGUCCAAGGUGCAGAGGUAUCUUGAUGAAGUUUGGUUAUUAAUUCUUCAAGCAACAGCUCUUGAUGCUGCGCCUGUGGAAUUUGACGAGAACAAGCCCGAAAAUUUACUUGAACAAACAUUUAUAUCUGGGCAUUGUAUGGUCAAAUUGGACAGAAGUGAAUUCCAAUUUCUUUGGGGGUUAUCUAUCCUUGUGCUGUUUCAUUCAUGCCAAUCAGUGAAGAAUAAUUCUUUGAAGAUCAACCUUGACUCUAGACAAGACAAAAUGUUUGGGGAAUUUAUUGUUCACAGACUAGAUAAUAAAAAACCAUGUGAUCAGGUCUUACCCGUGCUGUUGUCCCUCACAACAGAAGUCUUUUUCAGCAAUAAUUUCCUUUCAGUGGAUAUUUGCCAGGAACUCCUCCAGGCACUUACAUAUGCUGAUUGUUCAAGUGCUCCUAUCAUCCUCCUAUUCACCCAGAUUAUCAGAUUCUGCCCUGACAAUUUUUUUGAGGUUGAAGCCUUUGUCUCCUCUGCAUUAGAGUUAUUGUCUCGGUAUCUUGGUGUGAUACUUCAAUGUAGGGGUGGGAGUUCUCAGAAUCAUUCAAAUAACACUUUGAUUUCUGAGUUGUCUAUUGCAAGUGAGACGAUGGCUUGUCGGAUCAAAGGAGAGUGUGAAAAUGGGCGUAUCUGUGUUGCCACCCCCAGCCCCCAAAAGCCAAACAAUCUGGCAAAAGAAAGAGCUGAAUCAGAUGGUGAGUGCACGAGUCCUAAAGUUGUCUUCGGUGCUAUGGUUGGCCUAGUGGGAUACUUCUAUAUAGAGUGUGAUAAGAAGAUCUCAUUGCUCGAAAACAAGAUUUCUGAUUCCUACAAGCUGUUGACAAAGAUACUACUUUUUUGCUUGGGAGAAGCUACUGCUCUUGCAAAACUUGUUCCUGAGAUCGUUUAUCAAAGUGAAAAUGUAAGUAACAAUGAUGUGCUCCUUUGGGGCAGCUUCAGGCUGUGCGUACAGGUUAUUCAGGGUUCACUUCGUAGUACCAACAUACAGAUGCGCAUGCUGGGUCUGCAUGUACUGAGAAGCUAUCCACAGGAGGAGCUAACUGAAGGUUCAGAAACAAAGAUGGAUUCUUUUAUGAUGUUGCUUACGGAAUUGCUGGGAGACUUGUUUUUGGUGAUGCAGACUACGCUGAAGGAAUGUUCAAACAAAGAAUCUGUCAGUGUCAUUGAUGAAUGUUUGAAACUUCUUUUCCUCUUCCACACACUAGCACAAUCAAAGAGAUACCAACAAGAUGCUACAACUCUUCUGCUGGAGGCCUUGCUGAUGAUUUUCAAUCUGUCCAGUGAUACUGUUUCACAGGAGCUUGCUGAAGUGAACACCAUUUCCAGAAAGUUGUUCUCUCAUUUUAUUCAGAUUCCGUCUGUGGCUAUACAGAUCAAAGAUAUAAUGCUUUCUGCACCACCUGAAAGGAGACUACAGCUUCAGGACAUGGUCCGAGCUUCAGUCAGUCAAGGCCAGAUAACGGUGCCAGCGGCUAUGAGUGCACACUCAGAACAGAAUAUCCAGGAUAGUAGCAGUAAAAACCCUGGGUCCACUGCUGAAGGUUCUGAUUGUGUUGCAACUCACGGGAAGAAUGAAAAUGAAGUUGAUGAUGACUGGGAUGACGACUGGGACACUUUCCAAUCUCUUCCUGCAAGUGCAAAUGAUGGUGUUGAUUCUGGAGAAAUCUCUCUUACAACUAGAUAUAAUGAACAGACCCCACAGGAAAAUAGCAGUCACGGUUCUAGUAGUGUGGAUAUUACAGCUGGUGCUAUGGAAGACAUAACUUGUGUAGACAAGGAACUUGAGGAGCCCUCUGAUUUGCAAUUCUCAACAGAUGAACUGCCGGAGGUUCAUGAAGACAUUGAUCAAGUAAUUGAAGAUACCAAAGUUGUCUCUGCAGAAAUUCAUGGGAUUGAAGUGGAUGUCCAUGAUGACAUUGUUGAAGAUGAUUCCCCAAUAAAUUCAAACAAUCUGUCAGAUAUCACAGAGGAUGAGUCCAAGGGUUGGGACAAUGCAUCGAGGGUUGACGGCAAGUUUGUCACGGAUGACCGUAGAGAAGAGCUGUCAGGUUCCUCUGAUGCUGACACACCAGAUUUUAGUAUGUCAGGAAAUGUGAUGAGCGAGAGCGGAGGAAAUGUCCAACUUAGGGGCUGA
Molecule: messenger RNA, 6387 nt
Organism: Miscanthus lutarioriparius
Lineage: Eukaryota; Viridiplantae; Streptophyta; Magnoliopsida; Poales; Poaceae
Source: the annotation of a GenBank genome assembly